Messenger RNA from Linnemannia hyalina, 1989 nucleotides. The record is from the annotation of a GenBank genome assembly. NCBI's taxonomy places the organism in Eukaryota, Fungi, Mortierellomycota, Mortierellomycetes, Mortierellales, Mortierellaceae.
AUGGAAUCGACAAUCGGGAAGGCAUUUUCUCGAACCUUUGGGCGCAAGUCCUCUGCACCGGCACCAAAGCCCACAACAACAACUGCCCCCUCACCACCCGUUUCCCCUCAACCAGCUGAAGCUGCAGUUCCUCCCAACAAGCAAGUCUUUAUUGACACAAACCCAAACACCCUCGCCAAAGGGGUUCAUGGCAAGGGGUAUUCCAACGGCUACGAUCAGAAUGGUCUCAUGUCACCCGACUCUAUCCCCUCGCCCGCCUUGCAGGCGACCAUCUCUCCUCCUGACUCGGCAGUUCCCUUUUCCCCAGAGAAUUCGACCGCCUCUCCUGUGCACUUUGCCACCAAUGGCAAUGGCAAUAUCGCAGGAGCAAUGUCCCCAAGGAUGACACAUACUACCCAUACGCGCGAGUCGACCGUGAUGUCAACCACAAGCACCGAUGGAGAAAUGAUGCCUGUAGGUGAUAGCCAUGGCCUCAACCCUGCAGAUAUCCUCUUGAGCCGUCUCUUGUCCUACCGUGCAAUCGUCAAGAACCUGCAGCUGUACUUUAUCGAGAUUGCGAUGGUCGAACAGGGGACCUCCAAGGCCUUACAGCGAGCCUCGACGUUGAUUUAUGUCCCCUUUAAGGACGGACACCAAUUUGUGGGUCAGGGCGGGUUGCAGGAUGUUUGUAUCGGCGUUCGGGAUUCGGCCAAGACCAGGAGUGAGCAACAUGCGGCGGCGGCUCGGUUUGUGGACGAGACGAUUGUCAAGAAUUUGAGGCGACUGAAACAAGAUAUCAAGUCGAAGGUCAAGGCGCUCAAGGCGGACAGCAGUUUGUAUAACAUGAAGGUGUUCAAGGAGCGAGAGGCGUCUCAGGAGCGGAUUGGACAGUUGGCCAAGGCUAUUGGGUUGCUGGAGAAGGUUGGUGGUGGACAUCAUACGGAUAUUCAUUCCGACCCCUACUUGAUCCAUCUCGCACUGAAACGACAACUGGCAAGACAGGUCCACGAGGAGAACCUAUUCGCUCGAGGACUUCAACAAUGUCAGGAACAGAUCCGCAUCUUCGAGUCCCACAUCGUCAAGGAAAUCAAACAGAUCCUUGCUUCUUUUGCACAGCACCAGCUGAGCCACGCCAGCGCAGGGUUCAGUCAGUCCUGGGCACAUACCGAGAUGGCUCUCCAAGUUCUGCAGGAGGACACCGAAUGGCGCCACUUCCUGGACAAGAACAAAGCUCGUCUCUUCCCCUCGGAACUUGUCGAUGCCAACCCGGAGGAACUGGACUACCCCUGUAAGGAGAACCCGUAUGUGAUCCCUAUCAAGACGGCCCAUUUGAAUCGACAGUCUUCAGUCUUCAAGAACUGGAAGGAUGGGUUCUUUGUGUUGACACUUGCCGGUUGGUUGCAUGUUUUCUCGUCGUCCAAGGAUCUGGGAACAGAUUCUAUCCCAGAGAGAUCAAUUCAUUUGCCAACAGCUGUUUUGGGACCACAUUCGGAUUCUGCGCAGAAGCAGCAUGUCUUUUCUUUGGACGGCAAGGGUAUGGGUGGAAUCCUCCACCGCGAUGCUCAAACCUUCACGGUCCGAGCUCACUCCAGAGAAGAAAUGUUGGACUGGUGGGGCGAGAUCGCCAAGCAUACUCAGGCAGCAUUAGUCACCCAGGUAGCAGCCGGUGCCAACUUCGGCCAUUCUUCUUCUACGAUCAUCCGACCUGGGCCAAAGUCUCCUGAACCCGCUCACGCCACAGCAUUCAACCAAGAACCAUCACCUCCUUAUGUGCACUCAAAUGAUAAGGCAGAGGUACCUGAUACUGCUGCCGCUGCUGCUCCUGUUACCGUUACGACUCCUACUACCACGAGCACCGCCAAUGGAGCCCUUCCCUCCGCCGCAGUGGACGCGGCGAACGGUCAAACGACCUUCUUGCCUGAAAAUACACAUACCCAACAAGAUCAGAGCCACAUGAAGCGCCAAAAUACUGGCUCUACGGUCUCCCUCAACACCUCCGGACUCGUCUGA